Cuscuta epithymum is the source of this 1559-nucleotide messenger RNA. The record is from the annotation of a GenBank genome assembly. NCBI's taxonomy places the organism in Eukaryota, Viridiplantae, Streptophyta, Magnoliopsida, Solanales, Convolvulaceae.
CUGAAUGAGUCAUUAAAACUUUCUUCUGUUAAUCCUAUUGGGGGAAUUAUCUGCUCAAAACAGGACUGGCCGGGCGGGCAAGCAGAGAAUAACAAAACAAAAAAGAUGAAAAGUAGUACUAAUAAUAUGCUCCUACCCCUUAUCAUCAUGGUCGUCUUCUUCUUUCAUCAUCUCCAAGGAGUGGUUCCAUCCUCUGAUCUGGGAGCGGACAAAAAAGCACUGCUUCAGUUUGCAAAGAAUAUGGAUGCUUUUCCGGGAGCAGGAAGCAGCCGGAAAGUGAUGACGGGUUGGAGCAUGAAGGCCCCAAUUUGCACGUCCUGGGUCGGCGUGAAUUGCAGCGGCAGCAGUUCCGAUGGAAGCCGGCGGCGGGUAGUCGGAGUGAAUCUGGGUGGUUUCGGAAUUCAGGGCGCUAUACCGGAGAAAACAAUCGGGAGACUGGACGCUCUGGAAACACUGCACCUGGAAAACAACCGCAUGACCGGAGCUAUACCGGCGGACCUCACCGUCGGAAACCUCCCAAAUCUGAAGCACUUGAAUCUGAGCAACAACCGCUUCAAUGGCCCCAUCCCCUCAUCUCUGUUCACACAUUUUCCUGCUUCUUCAUUUGCCAAUAAUUCUUUGCUCAGUGGACCCCCCAUGAAUCGUCAUCAAAUGACUACUUCCUCUUUGGUUUCUGUGCAUCUCAAUCCUCAGCAGCAGCCAUCGCUUAUUCGUUCAGUGGAUCAUUCUUCAUCACAGACAUACGCUGUCAAGAAAACCAAAUUUAACCUGAAACGUUUUUUACUUGUCGUUGUGCUUCCAACAGUUGUUCUAUUGAGUCUACUCAUUAUUUGGUUGUGCAAGCGUAAAUGCAAUUUGCUGGGCCGGCCCGAAGUAAAGUCCGAGAGCUCAACCUAGAGCCCUUGAAAAAGGAAGACUCACUUUUAAUUCAUUUGAUGCACCAUCAAUAAGCUUCAAAAUUGGGAAAACUGUCAAAUAGGUCCUCGAACUUUCAUAAAAAAGUCAAUUAAGUCCUUCUAUAGGAGACUUUGUCCGGUCAUCGCGAUUUGGGGCGGUUCCCGGUGGAAUUUUUUGAUGAAAUUUUUUGAGCAUCUUACUCAUCAAGUCUAGUUUACUCAUACCAAAUUUCAGCUAAAAAUUUAAUCGGGAGCGCAUUCAAAUUAAUUCGAGAAUGCAAAAAUGCGCAGUUAUCGUCAAGAAUUAAUUUGAAUGUGUCCCCGAUUGAAUUUUUAGCUGAAAUUUGGUAUGAGUAAACUAGACUUAGUGAAUAAGAUGUUCAAAAAAUUUCAUCAAAAAAUUCCACCGGGAACUGCCCCAAAUCGCGACGGCCGGACAGAACCUCCUAUAGAAGGACUUAAUUGACCUUUUUAUGAAAGUUCGAGGACCUAUUUGACUGUUUUCCCGCUUAUAUUCUUAUUCUUAUACUACGUGUAUAUUGUGGUUGUUAUCUUAUUCUCUUUGCUUAAAACUUGACUGUUUAAUUUAGCUCUUUUUCUUAUAACAAAUUGUUGUGAUUAAUUAAUUAAUUAAUUAAUGCCAAAAGCUACAAACUUUCUCCG